Molecule: messenger RNA, 1656 nt
Organism: Etheostoma cragini (Arkansas darter)
Lineage: Eukaryota; Metazoa; Chordata; Actinopteri; Perciformes; Percidae
Exons: 2
Coding region: 40-1656 (538 amino acids)
Source: RefSeq, a predicted model, not a curated record
CUCCCAAGAAUCUGAGAUUUAGUUACCAAACGUAAGAACAUGGAUAUCGCGUGCGCCAUGGAUAAGUUGGAGGAAGGAAAGGUAGAAUCACAGGAACUCAAAGUAGAGGAGGCCAGUGAUGAUCUCACAGAAGACCAACCAACCGUUGUUGAUAGAAAGGUAAGACUAGCGCGCCAAACAGAGGUUGAAAACCUUAAAAAAGACCUUGUGGAUGUAAGGAAUGGGAUAUCUCUUUUGAAAAAAGAGGUGGAACGCCUGAAAACAAUCAAUACGGAUGUAUCUGACGAGGCCUAUCUUGUUCUAAAAGAGGUUCACAGACUGAGAAAAGUCGUUGAGGGUGCGCGUUAUAGGAGCUCUGUUCUCCAAGAAAAAGAGAAGGACCUCAUGGAGCUCCGUGAACUCUUGUACACAACCGUUGGGCAUAUGGUCAAUCAAAAUGCUGUCCUCAAAGCCGAAAAUGAGGAUCUGAGAAAAGAUGAUGAUCGCCUUAGGGACAUUAUUGGGAAUAAAAGCGACACAGGAAACAAGGGUCUGACACAGAACACAGACCUGCUCCCGAUGAGUCGGCUAGAAAAUGAGAACAGUGGAGAAAGGCAGAAAGAUCUCAGCCCGCAUGCAGGGGAAAGCCUCCCGAAAAUGCAUUUGGUUUUUAAGAGUCUUAGGGGUUUCAUCACCCAUGGAUCCAAGUCAAAAAGUAAAGGAGAGUCCCGUGGAAAUGGCGUCAAAAGCAAGGUUGAGGCAGAUGAUGGGCUGGCGACAGGUUCUUCUGACAUGGACGUGACCAACAUGGAACUCCAAGAAAAUAACCUGCUCCCAAAAACUCAACACUCCCUCCAAGAAAAUGACAUGAAGUUAAAAAUCAAAGUCUUCGAGGAGAACACUAGAGAAAGGGAGAAAGGUCUUCCAGCACCGGCAGAGGUCUGCGCUGGACAAGUCCUUAAAAAGAACAGCUCAGUUUUGAAUGAAAUCGGGGGUUUCUGCACACAUGGAUUGAAAAAGAUACCUAUUAGCACCCAAGAGUCCCAAAGUAAAGUCAUCAAGCAGGAGGACUCAGAUGAUGAGUAUGAACCACAGCCAGGUUGUUCAAACAUGAAGAUCGAUGGGUGGGCAACCGAAAGGACCUACCGGGCCUCUGAAGCCUGUCACGGUAAUAUCGGUUAUAAGAAACAUGAGGAGUCAGAGGAAGAGUUCUCGACUACCAGUGCUCGUACGAGUGAUAAGUCCAACGGUAACGUUGUCACCGAUGGAGUAGAAAAUGACUCCAAAAACCCCCAAAACGAGGGCGAGUCAGACAGGAAAGACAUCGAGAACACGCAGGGCGAGUCCGAUGACGAGUCGUCGACUACAGGUGAUGAUCACGCCCCGCCUGAUACGAAGGAUGAGCCACAAAAUGACUCCGAAAACAAAGGCCAGUCCCAGAUCGUCGCUCUCGAUUGGGAGUGGUGGGAGUCGAAUGAUUUAUGCGUCGCCGACGCGUCGCGAGCUAACGAUGAAAGCGACGCCGGUUCCAUCGAUAACAUCAUCGACUGGGAGUGGUGGGGGCUGGAUGGUGAGUUCAGGGGUUUACGUCGGUUCCUGGAAGGUGAGUCCCUUAAUGAGGUCUACAAGAAGCAGGGGAAGACUAGCCAGCCGGGUAGCUCUGAUGUGAUUGGCUAG